AUGCUUCUGUGCUCACCUUCUUCCAUCUCUGCUCACAAUCUUAGCAGAAACAGAACCAGACCUUCGCCUAUCAAUUCUAUGGCAGUUGACAGAAGCAGCUCCCGCGUUGCCACAACUGCUCCGCAGCGCAGGAACGGCACGUCAGCUCUCGAAGCUCGCAUCUCCCUCGUCAUCGCUCUCGCCUCCCAAACCUCUUCUCUCUCUCAGAAACUUCUGACGGAAUUGGCGGGUGAAACCGCGAAAUACGUGUUUUCGAAGAGGAUAUUCGAAAAUCGGACUUUAGAGGAAGCUUUGAUGUCUGUGCCGGAUCUGGAGACAGUGAAAUUCAAUGUUCUGAAACGCAGUGAUCUGUAUGAGAUAAGACAAGUUGAGGCGUCACUCUUACCGAUUCGUCGGAUGUCAUAG
Molecule: messenger RNA, 405 nt
Organism: Nicotiana tabacum (common tobacco)
Lineage: Eukaryota; Viridiplantae; Streptophyta; Magnoliopsida; Solanales; Solanaceae
Source: RefSeq, a predicted model, not a curated record